Molecule: messenger RNA, 198 nt
Organism: Penicillium alfredii
Lineage: Eukaryota; Fungi; Ascomycota; Eurotiomycetes; Eurotiales; Aspergillaceae
Exons: 1
Coding region: 1-198 (65 amino acids)
Source: RefSeq, a predicted model, not a curated record
AUGCUGGAUUGGCUUCGAGAAUUCCUCGCCAAACAAAAGCGCAAGAGGAGUCUGCGCCGACACAAUCAAAAAGUGCGCAACCGCGAACGCGAUCUUCGAGAAGCCAACAGGUUGAAACCGCGCAUCUUCUGGGGUCCGCCGACUCAGAUGUACGACGAUAACAACAAGUCGCCGUACGCGAAGAUGGAGUUGCGAUAA